AUGGGUCUCUUCGGCGGCAGCUACCCUACCUCUCCUGUCAGCAAAGCGGGGACAUUGCAUGCCCUCGGUACCAAGGAUGCCAAAACAUACGACUACAUUAUCGUUGGCGGUGGAACCGCUGGAUGCUGUUUGGCUUCGCGUCUCAGCGAAGAUCCUAACGUGUCCGUGCUUCUUCUUGAGCGUGGGCCGUUGCACGACGCUUUCAUCGCUCGGGUUCCUCUAAUUUCCAGCGACCACGCCAACUCGGCGACCCCAAUCGUCAAAACGGACUGCACUCCUCUCGCUCAUGCUCAACAGAAAACGCUUCAAAUUGCCCAGGGUGAAGCACUCGGAGGUGGUAGCAGUGUCAACGCCAUGCUUUAUACGCGAGGUGCAACUGGCGACUUCGAUCGAUGGGCUGAACUUGGGUUCCCUUCUUGGGACUACAAGUCAAUGGAGCCCUAUGUUCUCAAGUCGGAAAAUACCCUGACCCACAAAGCACCUUGGCAUGGAGCUUCAGGCCCAUUUGUCAACCAGAAAACCUACCUUCCAUUCAAGAGCCACGAAAACGUCCUCAAAGCAGCCGCUUCCAUGGGAUAUGUCGAUGUUGCCGAUUUCAACUCACCCUCAACGCCCGUUGAUGUUUGUGCUGUACUCGACACGGCCAUUGACACGGGUUCUCAUCGUGUUUCGGCAUUCACGGCGUAUCUUCCUGCCAAUCUAGCGACGGCUCGGCGCAGUAGAUUGACCAUAUGUCCUCGAGCGCUUGCUAGUCGUAUCGAGCUCGCAAACGGGGUUGCUGCUGGUGUCGUCUUUGAGUCGAGCAAUGGCUCUGUCGCCGGUCAAUUUUACGCGCGAUGCCGCAAAGAAGUUAUUGUUGCAUGCGGUGCUAUCGCGUCUCCUCAGUUACUUCUCUUAAGUGGUAUCGGGCCUCGUGAACAUGUCGAAUCACACAACAUAGACUGUGUGGUCGAUCUGGCUGGAGUCGGCUCGGAGUUGCAAGAUCACGUGGGCGUGCCCAUCAUGUACGAAGUCCCGCUCGCGGACUCGCUCCAGCACAUGGCAGUCAGCGUUUGGCGAGCUCGUCCUUCCAAUCGCAAAUUCCAUCCAGCCCAUAAGCUUAAGCUAAGCUUCGGCUGCGCAUUUUAA
This is a messenger RNA of Mycena indigotica, 1128 nucleotides long. Its product is annotated as Alcohol oxidase. The record is from RefSeq and is a predicted model, not a curated record. The transcript is spliced from 6 exons. Bases 1 to 1128 code for a protein of 375 amino acids. Lineage: Eukaryota; Fungi; Basidiomycota; Agaricomycetes; Agaricales; Mycenaceae. Gene Ontology annotation, molecular function: oxidoreductase activity, acting on CH-OH group of donors; flavin adenine dinucleotide binding.